AAUUUUGUAGUCAAAAUUAGCCUUUUCAUUUCAGCAAAAUAACCCUAAAGUACUCCGUUCCCCAUAUCUCUUCCCUCAGUCGUCAAUUCCAGUUGACCAGAGAGAACUCCAGAUCUCUUUGGAAUCAGUUCUUCGCCCCCCACCGGAUUUGAUGGCUCCGAAACCUGUUACGAGUCCCGUCCCCGAAGCCUGGUACCCAACCCUUGCGGUCUUGAUGAUCGCUGUUGGCCUUAUCAUUACCGCCUCGUUUUUCAUCUAUGAAGCUACAACUUCUAGGAAAAACCGUAGUCUGGCCACGGAACUUACGAGAGGAGCCGUUGCCUCAGUUUUCUUGGGUUUUGGAUCUUUGUUCUUGCUGCUUGCUUCUGGUGUUUAUGUCUAACCUAUUAGAAGAACAUGUUGAGAACUUUUUUUAUUUAGCGGACUCAGUUUUACAUGUAUGAUGCUGGGCUAGGACUACUUACGUAAAAACAGUGGUCUAUUUUUCCAAUGAGGAAUGAAUAUUUUCGAUUUUUUUCUUUAGAAUGGAGCAUUAUACUUAUACAAUGCAUUAUGAUUGAAGGGAUUUUGAUUUUGCUGA
Cucurbita maxima (winter squash) is the source of this 580-nucleotide messenger RNA. Its product is annotated as transmembrane protein 258-like. Gene Ontology annotation, cellular component: membrane-bounded organelle. Gene Ontology annotation, biological process: protein N-linked glycosylation. NCBI's taxonomy places the organism in Eukaryota, Viridiplantae, Streptophyta, Magnoliopsida, Cucurbitales, Cucurbitaceae. The record is from RefSeq and is a predicted model, not a curated record. Bases 152 to 382 code for a protein of 76 amino acids. The transcript has 4 exons.